Messenger RNA from Chenopodium quinoa (quinoa), 3751 nucleotides. RefSeq lists its product as uncharacterized. The record is from RefSeq and is a predicted model, not a curated record. Lineage: Eukaryota; Viridiplantae; Streptophyta; Magnoliopsida; Caryophyllales; Amaranthaceae. The transcript is spliced from 6 exons. Bases 921 to 2453 code for a protein of 510 amino acids.
CAGAGGAGAGAGAAAGGGGGUACAAUUAUCAGUAAAUCUAACACAAUAUAGAGAAAAAAAGAUAGUCUCCAUGAAUACGAGCUCCAUUCCAAACGUUUAUGAAGACUAUGGCGAUGUUCGGAGGGAAUUUGCCGUUUAGGAAUCAUCGCCGGCGAUGACCGGGAGAAAAGAGAGAGAAAGGGGUUAAGUAAACCCUAAGAGAGAGAAUAAUUAGUAUCAACAAUCUUAAUUACUAAUUAAUUUUUUAAAAAAGUUUCUGAUUAUUUCAUUUUCUGAUUUACGUAAAUAACAAAAUCUAAUUUUAAACUUGAUUUUUAACAUUUUGGAAAAUUAUAUAAUUGAGUUUUGGAAAUUACAAAAUAUAGGAAGUUUUUUUUUUUUUUUUUUUUUUUUUUUUGGUGGCCAUGAGGAUGAUACCUCAUUGGGCCCACUUUUGGCCUAUGGUGAUCAAAAACAAUUUGAUCACCCUAGAACUCGGGAAAUAAUUUUGGCACAUCUUAAUGUGAGAGCGCAACUUUCUAUGCUCUUCUCAUAUAGGGGUGUGCCAAAAUCAAUUAAGGAUGUGCCAAAAUCAAUUUCCUAAAACUCCUCUUUGACAACUCUACCCUCCCGCCCUAGUACACAAGGUCUAGCUGUAUUACAUCACAUAAGACUUCACAGAAUGCUUCAAAGGGACACAAUCUUACAUCUUACGUCUUUCUCUCUCCUUGAAGAAGUAUGUAUACUACUAGUAGUAACUAGGUCCCACACCGAACCCUUUAAAACGCUUCACCCUUUCUUCAGCGCCAAAAACCAAACCCCCUCUUCUCUUUCUCUCUCCUCCCUUCUCCGCUCCACCUUGGCUUUCGUACACUCAUGCUCACUCCUCUUUCUUCUUCUUCCUCUUUCAAUUUCUUCCGAUUUCUUUGAUUUUCUGAGGCAUGGCAAAUCGUGAUCAAAAUCAAAGGCAAGAUGAUUAUGAGGGUUUUAUUAGUGUACCUCAGUUGCAGAAUGAUAAUCCUCAAGAAGCUUUGCCUGCUAAUGAUAGUGGCACUGGUGGCCCUAAUCCCUUCACUUUUACCCCACUCCAAUCUUCUCCUUUGCCUGCAAGGAAUCUUUAUGGAUACCAAGGAAAUUUACCCAGAGCCUCUGUAAAUGAUUUGAAUAUAGGUACUAAUGUAGAUGAAAAUCCAAUGAAUAUACCUAUUAACCAAAAUAUAAUUGUUAUAGAUGAUAAUCCCAUUCUAGACAAUCAGGGUUUCAGUUUUCCUAGUGUAGGCAUGGUUUCGAUGAGUUCUGGAUAUCAUAUUCCUAACAAUGUGAUGACCUCUUAUCAUGGCAUGAGUAGGGUACCUCAAUUUGAGUAUGUUGGUAUCAUUGACAGAAAUUCCAUUAAUGCUGUUAAUCGUGGGGUUGGAAACUUCCACCUGGAUGCAGAAACACAAAACAGCAUCAGACAGCCAACAGGGCACUAUAGAAAUGUUACUAAUUUCAGUGAAAGUGCAGCUCAGGUCAACCAAAUUACUGUCCCAAGAGUGUAUGAUAACCAAGUUAGAGCUAAUAUGUCUCAACCUAACAGAUUGGACAGACUUGAUGGAAGAUUUUUGUCACUUGGCAAUGUUGCUUCUUACGUGAACUCCAACACUUAUGGUGAGAGAGCCAUUCAUAUGAGUGAGACACCCCUUUCUUCGCAAGGUCAAUCACCUUAUAAUUCCUUUAACAAUGUGCGGGGCUUGGCAGGGUUUCAGAAUAAUGCAGAUGGUCUUGUGACGACAUGGGAUUCUUCAGGCAAUCAAAACAUUUCUGGUGGUGGUAGUUCGCAAUUAAUGAAUUCUAGGCAUGAUAUGAAUCCAACUUCCAACCUCUAUGGAGGGCCGGUGACCAUGCACCAUUAUAUUCCCACUCCAAGCGGCAGAACCUCAGAAGCUGGAAAUGAAUCUGGCUCAAGUAUGUAUUCAAGUGAUCCUUCUGAUUGCUCUAGAGCUGAUCAACGCGUGCUUACCAAUAACUCCAGUCAUAAUCAAGGAUUGGCCAAGAACGUAAAAAGAAGGAUGCAAGGAGUCCCAUUCAACUCCACUAUUCUGAGAAGUAAUCACCAAAUUGCUACUGAUCCACCACAGAAUGCAUAUCUAACUACCAACCUCAUACCACCUUCUUCCGGGAUAGGAGAAUCUGAUAGCCAUGACAAGUCAGGCCUUGCACUUGGAUCCUGUGCAACUAGUUCUGCUGUUCAGCCUAUUGGAGACGAUCUUGUCCCCCGGUCCAGUAGGUUUCUUUCUGCUGGUAUGCCUGCCCGUCAGUUUUCCAGUGGGCUUCUUCCAGCAGGAAAAAAUUAUCCACCUUACACUGGGCAUGGUCUGCAUUCCACAGGUCAAACAGCUGACUUCACAGUGAAAAAUGAACAUCACCAGGCUUCUACAGCUGUCACUAGAGAUUCUCUCAAACGAAACUUAAAUUUUCCUCCCCGGGCUUGAAUACAUGAUCAGCGCAGGAAAAUCAUGCCUCAAACAUCAGUGCAACAAUUUUCACCAGAUCUACUGCAGAAUGCUCUGGGGCAAAUUGCUACAACUGGCCAUUCUAUGCCAGCCUACUACCGCUGUGAACUCCUCUAAUAUCCCUAGUGCUAUACAGAGGGAUUUUGCUGCUUGGGAUUGUACCAGGAAUAUUACAUCUAUUUCUCCUGAAACAAAGACUGAUGGAGCCUCUAAUACAGCGAGGGUCACACAGAAUUUUGCAACUUCUGCAGCUACUCAUAGUUCUGCUGAGGUGUCUUUUGAUAUCCCCAGUUCAAUGACAAGCUCUGCAGCUGCCCCUUCAAAGACUUCCACUGCUGCUAUGGUUGCAGCUGAAAGUCCUACUUUUGCAUCACCACCCAUGGAUGCACCAUCAACCCCUUUAGCUAGGACAAUAGAGAACCGCUCUGGCUCAGCAAGAGUUCCAAUCCCAGCAACUAAUUCACAGAGAGUUGCAUCAGCAGCUUUAUCUUCUUCUGGACGUAAAGCGGCUGCUUUGGCUGCUCUUCGGAAGAUUCAUUUGCUCCAGACCAACUCAAAUAUGACUCGUCAAUCUCUGAGUGACUGGAAAAAGUCUCUGCCUGCCUUGGCUGCCUUAGCAAAGGCAGCUCCAGGUUACAGAGCAUCACAAGUUCCAAGUUCAAUGCCUCAUAUAAAGUUUCAAGGUUUUGAUCUUCCUCCAACAGUUGGAUUCAAGUGUCUUUUGUGCAAGAGAGACUUAUCAUUUGCACCUGAAGGCCCUAUUUCACAACCGCCUAUUCCACCAACUGUAGCUGCUCUACCUUGCGGCCACACCUUUCAUGACCAUUGUUUGCAGCUUAUUACUCCAGAAGAUCAGUCAAAAAAUCCACCUUGCAUUCCUUGUGCCAUGGGUGAGACAUGAAUGUCUUCCCAAUUACUACUAAUCAAUCCUCAACUUUUGCCGUAGUUAAAGUAGACAUAGCUCUAUUUCGAGGAUGUAUUUUGAUUAAUUAGUCGGUUGAUAAUGAAAACAUAUGGGAUUCUUGGUAGCGUAUAUAGCUGAAAUAGAGAUUAUGCAGUCUCUUUUUUGGGUCACUAAUUGAGAAGAUUAGAAGAAAUGUACUGUAUAUGUAUCCGAAGAACAAAUCGGAAAAAAUCACUGACAUUGCAGUGUACAUAUAUGUGAACACAUGUUCUUUCAAAAAAAAAAAAAAAAAAAUGAACACACAUGUAAUCAUGUAGCUCUGCUUUUGAACGCAAAUCUGAAGCUAACAAUUGACUGAAUAAAGAUUUUGAUG